AAAAGUUUGACAUUUACCAUUAGUUUUAUUUGAAAAGUUUGCUCAUGUGUCUAGUUUUUGCAGAGAAUUGUGUUAAUUUUAUUGCUAAACCGUUGUUAUAUUCAUUACACAUUAAGUAAUAAGUUUUCUACAAUGGAAAUAUCUGAUGAAAAUCUAAAUACUUUGGCCCAAUAUCUACAACAAACUCUUAAUCCUGAUAUAAAUGUUAGAAAGCCGGCCGAGAAGUUCUUGGAAGGAGUUGAAGUUAACCAGAACUACCCAGUAUUAUUGUUAAAUUUGGUUCAUAAAGAUGGAGUAGAUAUGACCAUUCGAAUUGCUGGAGCAAUUGCAUUUAAAAAUUAUAUUAAGAGGAACUGGAAUGUGGAAGAUGAGCAGCCAGAUAGAAUUCAUGAAACAGACCGUACUGCUAUUAAGAACUUGAUCAUUACUUUAAUGCUAACUUCUCCUGAAGCAAUUCAAAAACAACUUAGUGAUGCAAUAAGUAUCAUUGGUAAAACAGACUUUCCAACAAAAUGGCCAGAACUUAUUACACAAAUGGUUGACAAGUUUGGGACAGGUGAUUUUAAUGUUAUAAAUGGUAUAUUAAGAACAGCCCACUCAUUAUUCAAGAAAUAUCGAUAUGAGUUUAAGUCAAAUAAGUUAUGGACAGAAAUAAAGUUUGUCCUAGAAAGACUGGCGCAACCAUUAACAGAUUUACUUGUGGCAUUAAUGAACUUGACACAGCAACAUGCAGGAGAUGUUAAUGCUUUAAAAGUUAUUUAUAAUUCUCUAGUACUUGUCUGCAAAGUAUUUUAUUCAUUGAAUUUCCAAGAUUUGCCAGAAUUUUUUGAAGACAAUAUGUCAGUAUGGAUGACCAAUUUUCAUACUUUGCUUACUGUGCAAGUGAAAGCUUUAGAAACUGGAGAUGAUGAGACAGGUGUCUUAGAGCAGCUGAAGUCACAAGUGUGUGAUAACUUGGCUUUGUAUGCACAAAAAUACGAUGAAGAAUUUCAACCUUAUCUGCCACAGUUUGUAACUGAUGUAUGGAACUUGCUAAUAUCUACUGGAUUGCAACCAAAAUAUGAUUUGCUUGUUUCAAAUGCUCUUCAAUUUUUAACAACCGUUGCAGAAAGAGCUCAUUAUCGCAACCUAUUUGAAGAUGGCAACGUUUUGAACAGCAUUUGUGAAAAAGUUAUUAUUCCAAACAUGGAAUUCAGACAAUCUGAUGAAGAAUUGUUUGAAGAUAAUCCUGAAGAAUAUAUAAGAAGAGAUAUAGAAGGUUCUGAUUCAGACACACGUAGGAGAGCAGCUUGCGAUCUCGUCAGUACACUUAGUCAAAACUUCGAAGAAAAGAUUAUGGGUAUUUUUGGAAAUUACAUACAGGUAAUGCUAAGUAAAUAUGCGGAAAAUCCCCUUCAACAUUGGAAAAGUAAAGAUUCAGCGAUGUAUCUGGUAACUUCCCUUGUUAGUAGGGGUGCCACUCAAAAACACGGUGUAACCAAAACCAGUCUUUUAGUUUCCGUUCCACAGUUUUGUCAAGAACACAUUAUACCAGAACUCAACAGACCCAACCUUGAUGAACUUCCGGUCUUAAAGGCUGACGCCAUAAAGUACAUUAUGAUGUUCAGGUCUGUGCUUGCCAGCGAUCUCUUGAUUUCUACAAUUCCACAAUUAAUAAGACACAUCACAGCCGAAAGCUGUGUUGUUCACACUUAUGCUGCCUGUACCAUAGAGAAGUUGCUGGUUAUGAAGGAUGCCACUCAGAUGCCCUUAAUAAGCGGUGAUUAUUUGAAUCAGUAUGCAGGAGAUCUGUUAUCCAAGCUUCUAGCGACAUUAGAAAAGCCUGUUUCAGAAGAAAAUGAAUACGUUAUGAAAGCUCUAAUGAGAAGUUUUUCGACUUUACAAGAAAGAGUUAUUCCGUUCUUAGGGGCUAUUUUACCUAAACUAACAGAGAAAUUGCAGUUGGUUGCGAAAAAUCCAUCUAAACCUCAUUUUAAUCAUUUCCUAUUUGAAACAUUUUCUUUAUCAAUUAGAAUUGUAUGUAAAAGUAAUCCAACAGCGAUUUCUUCCUUUGAAGACGUACUCUUCCCGAUUUUUCAAGGAAUUUUACAACAAGAUAUUCAAGAGUUUAUUCCGUAUGUUUUCCAAUUAUUAUCUCUAUUAAUGGAACUCACCCCGCCUGGUGCGAUUUCGGAACCGUACAUGCAACUUUUGCCCUGCUUGUUAGCCCCAGUUUUAUGGGAGCGACCCGCGAAUAUCAGCCCACUUGUACGACAACUUUGUGCAUAUCUUACCCAAGCAGCACCACAAGUUAUUGCACAAGACAAAUUGGGUGGGUUUUUGGGCGUUUUUCAAAAAUUGGUCGCUUCUAAAACCAAUGAUCACGAAGGAUUUUAUUUGCUGCAAACAAUUAUUCAACAUACUCCAACAGAAGCACUGGCGCCCUACCAUAAACAAAUCUUCUUCCUACUGUUUCAAAGAUUGUCUUCAAGUAAAACAACAAAAUAUGUAGUUGGAUUAAUAGUUUUCUUCUGUUUGUACGCUGUGAAAUUCUCAGCAAGCGAACUUGUUCAAACAGUUGAUGGGAUUCAAGCUCAAAUGUUUGGUAUGGUAUUGGAAAAACUUUUCUUAACCGAUCUGCAAAAGGUUUCGGGUGGAAUCGAACGUAAAAUAGUUGCUUGUGGAGUCACCAAGUUGCUCUGCGACUGUCCGGAAGUAUAUUCGGGAACUUAUAAGAAAUAUUGGGCACCUCUUCUUCAGUCGCUAAUAAAUUUCUUCGAGGGACAAAUAGAUGAAAGCACAUUUCCGGAUGACCAUUUCAUCGAAGUUGAUGAUACUCCAACGUGGCAGACCACCAGUGCUAAGCUUAGUUUUGCCAACAGUAGCAAAGUGGAUCCUCUACAAGGCAUAUCAGAGCCUAGACAGUUCUUGUCACAAAGCCUGGCAACUUUGGGUAAUUCUCAGCCGGGACUAUUACCUCCUAUGGUAAACACUAUCGAUCAUACCAGUCUUACGCAUUUGCAAGGAUAUUUAGCCAAAUUUGGCUUCCAGUUAGUUUAAAGUCUAUUAUAAAGUGUACUACGUCGCCUCAUGUAAAAAGUUUAUGUAAAUCUAGAAACGAAAACGUUUUUGUACCACUUCGAUUUGUUAAACUGAUAACAGGUAACAUUCAUCAUCCCAAAUAUUGUUGUAUUUUUUUUUAUAAAAAGAACAAGAUGUU
Agrilus planipennis (emerald ash borer) is the source of this 3199-nucleotide messenger RNA. It is a transcript of the gene Cse1, whose product is annotated as exportin-2. NCBI's taxonomy places the organism in Eukaryota, Metazoa, Arthropoda, Insecta, Coleoptera, Buprestidae. Bases 133 to 3039 code for a protein of 968 amino acids. Gene Ontology annotation, cellular component: nuclear envelope; cytosol. Gene Ontology annotation, biological process: protein export from nucleus; protein import into nucleus. The transcript has 19 exons. The record is from RefSeq and is a predicted model, not a curated record. Gene Ontology annotation, molecular function: nuclear export signal receptor activity; small GTPase binding.